Magnolia sinica is the source of this 3279-nucleotide messenger RNA. RefSeq names its product pentatricopeptide repeat-containing protein At3g24000, mitochondrial-like. The record is from RefSeq and is a predicted model, not a curated record. Gene Ontology annotation, biological process: RNA modification. Gene Ontology annotation, molecular function: protein binding; RNA binding; zinc ion binding. Bases 216 to 2213 code for a protein of 665 amino acids. Lineage: Eukaryota; Viridiplantae; Streptophyta; Magnoliopsida; Magnoliales; Magnoliaceae. The transcript has a single exon.
AGCCUGAAUAUUGGAAAAAAGUUCAUCUAUUAAAGUAUUGAGAAUAUGGACGGUUCAAACCAUCAGACCUUCUCACCAUGUGGGCCCCAGCGGCUGGCGACAUACCGUGGACAUCAGUUGCAUGGAGGCAAACCGAACGGAUGUAAACUGAACAGCUUUAAAAAAAAAACCGCCAACGGCUUCCUUCUCUCUCUCUCUCUCUCUCUCUCUCUCAAAUGAAGAAGCUUCUCUUCUCCAAUCGUUUCUCCUCCAUCAGACUCACCCACACUCCAAAACCCACUACUCUGUUCCUGAUUCCUGUCCAAUUUACCACCUCUGCCACUGAGCCGACCUUCACAGACUCGGACGUAUCUGAAGAGCACGACGAUGGCGGAAACCCAUGUCCGAUCAUCCAAGAGAAGGACUUCUUGCGCAAAAGCAAAAGUAAAAACUCAGAAACAGGCCUUUACAUUCUCGACCUCAUCGACCGUCAUUCAAUCGAACCGGACCAAGAAAUCUACAACCGAUUGCUGAAGAAGUGCACGCAGAUGGGGAAAUUGAAAGAGGGAAGAAUCAUCCACACCCACUUCCAAAAAUCCAAAUUCAAAUCUGAUCUGUUCAUACAGAACACCAUUAUCAACAUGUAUACGAAAUGUGGCAGUUUGGCCGAAGCCCAGAAGGCGUUUGAUGAAAUGCCCCUGAAGGACAUGGUUACAUGGACUGCCUUGAUUACUGGAUAUGCUCAGAACGAUCGAGCAGAGGAAGCGCUCGGAUUGUUCCCUCGGAUGCUUGAACAUGGAUUGAAACCUAACCAAUUCACAUUUGCCAGCCUUCUGAAGGCUUCUGGUGCUGCCCCAGGCGAUGAGCAUGGCAGACAAGUCCAUGUGUUUUGCAUUAAGUAUGGUUGUGACUUGAAUGUUUAUGUGGGGAGUGCUCUUUUGGAUAUGUAUGCUCGGUAUGGGGACAUGAAGGAAGCUCAUUCGGUGUUUGGCAGAUUGGUAUCUAAGAACGAAGUUUCUUGGAAUGCUUUGAUUGCAGGGUAUGCUCGGAAGGGUGAAGGAGAGAAUGCGCUUAGGCAAUUUUGGAAGAUGCAAAGGGCUGAUUUCGAAGCAACCCAUUUCACAUAUUCUAGUGUUUUCAGUGCUUGUGCGAGCAUUGGAGCUUUAGAGCAAGGGAAAUGGGUGCAUGCCCAUAUGAUAAAAGCAGGCAGUAAGCUUGUUGCUUUUGUUGGUAAUACACUCCUCGACAUGUAUGCGAAAUCUGGUAGUAUUGAGGAUGCAAGGAAAGUCUUUGAUCGGUUGGAUAAAAGGGACGUCGUUUCUUGGAAUUCAAUGCUUACUGGUUGUGCCCAACAUGGGCUUGGGAGAGAAACUGUCCAUCGGUUCAAAGAAAUGCUGAGAAUUGGGAUCCAACCGAAUGAGAUAACUUUUCUCUGUGUUCUCAAUGCUUGUAGUCAUGGUGGGCUACUGAAUGAAGGACAAUAUUAUUUUGAUUUAAUGAAGAAGUAUAAGGUGGAGCCAAAGGUCGAGCAUUACGUUACAAUUGUUGAUCUUCUUGGUCGAGCAGGCCUCCUUGAUCGAGCAGAAAGCUUCAUAAAAGAAAUGCCGAUCGUGCCCACAGCUGCUGUUUGGGGAGCUCUUCUUGGCGCUUGUAGAAUGCAUGGGAAUAUGGAGUUGGGGGUAUUUGCAGCGGAACGUGUUUUCGAGCUUGAUCCUUACGAUUCCGGCCCACACGUGAUACUCUCUAACAUCUAUGCAUCAGCGGGAAGAUGGGGCGAUGCAGCGAGAGUGAGGAAGAUGAUGAAAGAAGGUGGGGUGAAGAAAGAGCCUGCUUGUAGUUGGGUGGAGAUUGAGAAUUCAGUACACAUGUUCGUUGCAAAUGAUGAUACGCACCCUCAAAUCGAAGAGAUAUGGAGGAUGUGGGAGAUGAUAAGUGGGAAAAUCAAGGAAGUUGGGUACGUCCCAGAUACAAAUUAUGUGCUUUUGUUCGUGGAUCAACAGGAGAGGGAAGCGAAGUUGCAGUACCACAGCGAGAAGCUUGCUCUUGCGUUUGCCCUUCUCAAUACUCCCCCUGGAGCGACUAUUCGAAUCAAGAAGAAUAUUAGGAUGUGUGGUGAUUGCCAUUCGGCGAUCAAGCUUGUCUCAAAGGUGAUGGAGAGGGAGAUCGUCGUGAGGGACACCAACCGGUUCCAUCAUUUCAGCAACGGCUCUUGUUCAUGUGGGGAUUAUUGGUAAUGCUUACGAGUGGUAUCGGUCAAGUGCUGUCGAGACUAUCCAUUUGCUGCCAUUUUUCAAAUGGUGAUGGUUCAUCAACUGUACACAUGGUAUAAACGGAUGUCAACCUAGAACAUCCAAGUUGAGGGCCCAUUGUGGAUAGAGCAGAACCCAAAAAUCAAACUGAUCAAAUGGUCAUAACCAUCCAAUUAGAGGCUGUUAAAUGGUCAGCACAAACAAAAUGAUCAGCAGUCCAAAUUCCUCGGGCGAAAUCGGAUGGUUAGCAUCAUCUGAUCAGUGUAAUUUUCAAGCGAUGUUCCUUCAUCCAUGAUGGGCCCAUAAUUUGUCUGGCCAUAUAUUUAUGUCACAUGUACAGUGUAUCAAUGAAUCACUACCAUUUAAGAAAUGUGGCAUGUGGACACCUUAUCCAGUCAAAGAUUGGAUAUGCAUGAUUCCAGAGGGGAAUGAAUAUUCAAGAGAUGGCCAUCACUGGAUCAGUUGAUUGCAGGCCAGGCAGCUAAAUCAUGUUAGAUCAAAAGGAGUUUGGAGGAUCAUUCAAGAUGCAGCCAUUAGCCUGUAAUAUGUCAAAUUCAGUUUUGAAUUGCAGUUGGGGCAUUCAAAAUGCUAUCACAGAGUCCGUUUGAUGGGUAGAAUCCUCUUCUUCAGACUGAUAAAAGAGAAAUGAGAUGGAUUAGAGAAUUCUAUGACCAUCAGAUGAAACAAUCUACUCAUUUCGACUAAAAUAUGUAAAUGAGAUGGCAGCAGCAGAUCAGAUGAUUCUACAAUAGUCGGGUAAAACAAAUGAAAACCCUAUUUAAUUAUAAAGAGUCCCCCUCUCUGAAGUAAUGUUACGGGGAAUCUCUGAUAUAGUUCUGAGCAGCGAAUUCUUUCAUCAUCAUCAUCUAAGCCUUAUUUCCAUUCGGAUUAUCUCUCUCUAAAUGCUAUAUCGUGGAAGAACAAACUUGUAACAUAUCACCUGCUUCUUGUAAUCGCAUUAGCUAGAAGUUGUGUUUGGGAUUUGUUGCUUAAAAUUGUAGUUUGAAUUCAACACUGAUUAACAAUGUUGGAGCAGCAAUUUACUAUUGAA